This is a messenger RNA of Toxotes jaculatrix (banded archerfish), 620 nucleotides long. RefSeq lists its product as uncharacterized. The transcript has 6 exons. NCBI's taxonomy places the organism in Eukaryota, Metazoa, Chordata, Actinopteri, Toxotidae. Bases 58 to 561 code for a protein of 167 amino acids. The record is from RefSeq and is a predicted model, not a curated record.
UGGCACGCUGAACACGUCCAAGCAUCAGGAGCAGAGUUACAGUACACGUCCACCUGGAUGACAUCCAUGUUUCUCUACAUGCUCAUCUUCAUGGCAUAUCAUAGCAGCAGAUGGAUACCAAGGAAUGAGAGGUUAAAAUUUCAGAUAGUGAAUGCAGUGUUCGUGGCAGUUGUUCUGGGUUCUCAGUUCUACGUCCUGGCAAGGCCAAAAUCCUCCAGAUACUGCAGGCAGCCUCUUCUGAACAACCUGUCAGCCUCCAUUGCCUUGUCGUUCAUAGCUUCAGGUUUUUCAGUGAUAUUCACAGUGUUAGACCCAGUUCCCCAGAGCUUGUGGGCUUCCUAUCAUGUGUUUGGGCUGCUAUCAUGUGGACAAGGACUAUGUACUGCCAUCCUGACUCUGACAGCAGCAGCAUGUGCCAAAACAACCCCAGAGCUGUACUACAUGUCUCUGAUUCUAACAGUGGCCACUAUUUUCAGUACAGGUAUUUACAUGGUGAGAGGAGGACUCUGGCUGUCUAACAGGCUGCCUGUGACGGACCCGAGCAGAAACAAUGAGCAGUAAAACAGACCAGCUGUCCCACGUUGAUAUUCAAUACUCCACAUAUUAAGAUUUCAUGUGGU